AUGCAUCAUGGAAGGCAUUCUGAACUAUUUCCAGGUCGGACAGAUUUGCAGUGUCGCAGCCGCUGGAAGAGAGUUCUCAACCCUGAGCUAAUAAAAGGAACCUGGACCAAGGAGGAAGAUGACCUUAUUAUUCAACUAGUUGAAAAGCAUGGUUGUAAGUGGUCUGUCAUUGCAAAGUCCUUGCCAGGUCGUAUAGGCAAGCAAUGUCAAGACAGGUGGCUCAACUACUUGAACCCUGCAAUAAACAAGGAUGCAUGGACAAGAGAGGAAGAGGAGGUUCUAGUUUGUGCCCACCAAAUAUAUGGAAGCAAAUGGGCAGAAAUAGCCAAGUAUUUACCAGGAAGGACGGGUAUCUUCAUAAAGAGUCAUUUGAAAUCUUCUGUCAAGAAGAGAUUGGAUUCAUUUUCAGAAUCAGGGUUUAUUGAACAACCUCUUGGGGCUGUUGCUCUUGAUUUGAACAGUGAUAUACAGAGUGUAGAAUGUCCAAAAGGAGAACCUCUGAAGAGAUAUGCUGAUGAUUUUAUAUCACAUGAUUGGAAACUAAAUGCAGGCAGUUUUAACACUUCCAAUGUGGGUUUGGGUCAUCAGAAUAUCAGCCCAAAAGAGCAGUUUUUGGAUGUGCAGUCCACGUUUACAGGAGAUUCCAAGUGUUUAAGAGCGGGGAAUAUACAUACACUGCCAGAGGAUUCCAAACACUUACACAAAGUGGUGGAACCAAUUACAGAAGAUUCUAAGUGUACGACACCAGGGGAAACUAAUUACGAACCUUUGAAGAGUUUACAGCAGAACUUGUCAAAGUCUGGUGACUUGGCCCUUAGAGAUGUGAACAAAAAAUUUAAAGGUACCAGUAUCUCAAGUUUACAAACAUGUAAACCAAGUGACAGUGACGGAACUGCUGAUAUCACCAUAAUUCUCACUACACCUCAACAUUUUGAUGAUGGAAAUUGUGGUUCCUUGCUUCAUUCACCUUUGCAGUUGAUGGAUGGAGAUGUUUGCCUUUCAAGUGAAAAGUUAUCUAAAUCUAAGAAUCAUAUUCAACCUACACCCAGUCCCAUUCAUUGUUCUACAACACUAGACCUUUCUUUAAGUCUUUCUUGUAUUCCAAGCAGCCCAGAGCCUAUUGUAAGAAGUGCAGCAAAAAGUUUCAAAAGAACUCCUGUUUUGCGAAAACAAGGACACGAGUUUUAAACAGUUGUUUCUAGAAAAGUCAAAGAUGGAAACUGUUGGUGCAAAAUAUUCUGAUGGCAUGAGCAACUUUUCAUGGAAGGCUGAAGGUUUUAAGGAUGUUUUGGGGUCUGAAUACAUGCAUCAGAUAGGAAGCAACAACCAUUUUGAUCUCAACAAAACUGUUCGCGUAACUGGUGACCAGCUUUGCUCCUCUCAUAAUUUUUUAAAACAUGAAGACUCUGGUGCUACAAAAUCUGUGGAAGAAAGUUUAGAAGGAGUGUUCGAUAUGGAGUGGGAUCUAUCUUUGUGAUUUAUGUAGCUUUACACAAGGUUCAACUACGACCAGCAACAGUAAGAUGUUACUUAGAUUUAUUCCAAAGGCAUAUGCAUAUAUUAGGUAAACAAGAUGUUACCGCUUUUUUUUGUCUUAACAUAUCCUUUUGAUAUAGACAUUUUCCCUUUGGCAUGUCCUGUAUUUCAAUUUUCAAUAUUAAACUGCCAGAUAUUAUUUUUUGUGCAUUAUCAGCACACAUUUUACAUAUCAUAUCUCACUAGUUUCAGCAAAUAUAAAUUGCCAUGGAUCCUCAUAACAUCACAGUGGCAGGUCCAUAUAACAUGAACUUAGGACCAAAUUUCUUCUUGGCAAAAUCCUCAUGGCGAGACAAUUGUCCUCAGUCUUCUGUAAAUUCAAAUACAUUAAUGAGGUGGCUAACCAACUUGUCAGCUGCCUUUGCAUUGCUGUUUAUUUAUUAUCUAAAUAGACUACUAGGUAUUGAAACAAGAAGCAGGUAUUGAAGUAAAUCCUCUCUCUGAAUGCUAAUAGAUCUGUGAGGGGGAUUUGCCAAAUAGUGGCUGUUAUAGCAUUGUUUUUAAUAUAUUGUUUAGAUUGUCUAGAUUGAUGCGGCUGAAGAGAAACUUAUCGGGCUUUAAUUUAUGUUGAGCUGCAAGCUGCACUGUGCUAUUUCUUGUAUUGUUGUCAGCAUGUUGGAGGGAUAUGAAACAUUAACCCUGAUCUUUUUUCUUACCGAUAUCUGAAGCUCAACUGAAAUGUAGAAAUCACAGGCAAAGACAACAAAAGGAAGCCUAGUAAUUUCUAACCAGUAUCCACUGGGAAAAUAUAAUUUCAAAGAUAUG
Phoenix dactylifera (date palm) is the source of this 2301-nucleotide messenger RNA. The record is from RefSeq and is a predicted model, not a curated record. NCBI's taxonomy places the organism in Eukaryota, Viridiplantae, Streptophyta, Magnoliopsida, Arecales, Arecaceae.